UCGUUUCCCGGGCAGGGCCAACAGCUCCCCUCACUGCGCUUAAACUCACCGCGGGCUGUACGUUUUCGCCUGGGUUAAGAUCUGCUGCCAUCAUCUCGAUAUAAACGCCCAUCGCGCCGCCCCCUUCGGUGCGGAGAGGUUCGGAUUCGAGGUUUAGUCGAGCUUAUCAAUUCAGGGUCUGUAUAUAUAUAUCAAUUCAGGAUUGACAUGUGCCCUUCUGCAAUUGAGUCUGUGCCAGUUGGCAUUGACAUUCAUUCACCUGAUGAAGAACUUGUACUGUUCUUGGAUCAAAGGAAACCUGGGGAUGCCACUCCAGACAAUGUUGUCACUGAAGUGAAUCCUUUCAACGUUGAACCAUGGAAUUCUCCUGAAAACAUUUGGUAUCUGUACCAUUCAGGGGCCCCGAGAUCUCCUAAUGGGAACUCUGAAAUGAAAGUAACAAGAUCUGGAUAUUGGAAGCCAACAAAUGAUCGUAAAAUUUAUACAAGUACCUGCGCUAUUGGUAGAAAAAUGACCCUGGAAUUUUAUAGAGGCAAAGAACCUUUUGGAGAAAGAACUGGGUGGGUGAUGUAUGAGUAUCAGGCGGAACAGCAUAUGUCAAAUGGAUAUAAUUCCUCAAAGAAGAACUAUGGUUCCUUGUGUAGAGUCUUUCAGCAAACUGAUAGAAGGACAAAUCAAGAAGAACAUUUUUUUUCUGCUAGUGCAGGUGAUUCUGGUGGUGAGUACAUAGAACGAAUAUUGUUGACCCUUCUAGAGAAAGAAGAGGGCAACUCAUCCUCGAGGAUUUCAGCCAACAAUUCCCAGACUGUCGCUGAGAAAGGUCAGGAGCAAUCAGCAUUGUCCAGCAGGAGGCCUGAUGAGCCUUUACCUGAGAAUACUAAUGAGAACAUGUUUGGAACUUGUGAUUUUUCAAAUGGAGAAUUCUUGGAGAUAAAUGAUCUAUAUUGUCCGGAGAUACCUUCAGCUAGUUCAGAUAAUUCUAGCCUCAUGUCAGUAAAUUCUGAUGAAUUCUUUGAUACUGAUGCAUUAUUGAGGGAUAUUGAGACUGACCAUGGUCUUGGAGUAGAAGAAGAGCUUACGUAUCACAGGUUCAGUAUCUCUGUACCUACAGAAUCAAGUCAGGUGGUUAUCAGGCCUUCCCCACCAGGUAUAUCAAUUCUGGUCCCCUUCCAUUGUAGUUCAAUUAAUAGAACUGCUGAUCUUGUGAUUGAAGAUAGCAAUCCUGCAAGUUGGUUGAUUAGAAAUGGAGUGACUUCACACCCAGAACAUUCCUCAUCAACUGAUGAGUUGUGGCACGAUGGAAAGGCUUCUACAACUAGUAAAUCUCAGGGCAGUCAGGCCAACCGAAUUGCCGAUACCACACAUAGACGCAGGACUUUAAAGGGGAAUGGAUUAAAAUCAGUCCGAAAGAUUGCAAAGAUAGGAAGAAAAUACUGUUGCUUCGGAUCAUUUUGAUAUAACCUGCCUCGUCAUACUGGUUAGAGAGGAGAUAGGAGUAUAGUCUUGGGUUUCAAAACCCAGAAACAAACUUCUUGGUAAUGCAAGUGUUUGAUGUUUUAGCUGUAAGCCAACACAAGGAGUUGCAGAGAAGAUUGGGAACUUAAAACACCCAUCUUGAAGUCAACUGGCAAAUCUAAAUUGCAGAUUUCAAAGUGCUACUGCCUGAUGUAUUUAGGUUCCUAGGGUUUAUUUUAUUUGUUUCACGGAAGUCUCGUACAUGUGGUUGGAGUAUAUGCAUCUUGGAAUUCUCAACACAUUUACCUGUAAGGCAGCAAAUAACACAGUUUUGUACAUUUUGUUGAUAUAACGUGGUUUCUUUUAUCUUAAACAAUUGCAUUGUUCAAUCAAUAAUUGCAUAUAUACACAUUGAUUUCA
Messenger RNA from Musa acuminata AAA Group (dessert banana), 1875 nucleotides. RefSeq names its product NAC domain-containing protein 72-like. Lineage: Eukaryota; Viridiplantae; Streptophyta; Magnoliopsida; Zingiberales; Musaceae. Gene Ontology annotation, molecular function: DNA binding. The transcript is spliced from 6 exons. Gene Ontology annotation, biological process: regulation of DNA-templated transcription. The record is from RefSeq and is a predicted model, not a curated record. Bases 208 to 1455 code for a protein of 415 amino acids.